This is a messenger RNA of Sesamum indicum (sesame), 999 nucleotides long. RefSeq names its product peroxidase 3-like. Gene Ontology annotation, biological process: response to oxidative stress; hydrogen peroxide catabolic process. The record is from RefSeq and is a predicted model, not a curated record. NCBI's taxonomy places the organism in Eukaryota, Viridiplantae, Streptophyta, Magnoliopsida, Lamiales, Pedaliaceae. Gene Ontology annotation, molecular function: peroxidase activity; heme binding.
AUGGAGAAAGUAGGGUAUAAUUGUAGGAUUCUGACAUUGGUUAUUACUGUAAUAGGUGUGGUGCUGCUGGUUGGCAGUUGUUGCGCUGAUUUAGAGAUGGAUUUCUACGCAGAAUCGUGUCCGAAAGCUGAGCAGAUCGUGUAUGACUAUGUCAAUCACCACAUCCCUAAUGCUCCUUCUCUUGCAGCUUCCCUCAUAAGAAUGCAUUUCCAUGAUUGCUUUGUUAGGGGAUGUGAUGCAUCGGUGCUGCUGGACUUCACGCCAGCCACCAAAAACCAGACGGAAAAGGUUGCGACCCCUAAUCAAACGGUCAGGGGGUUCGACUUUAUCAACAGGGUGAAGAACCUGCUGGAGGACGAAUGCCCUGGCGUCGUCUCCUGCGCCGAUAUCAUCACAUUGAUUGCAAGAGAUGCCAUUGUUGCAAUUGGAGGUCCUUUCUGGAGAGUGCCGACAGGGCGUAGAGAUGGGGUGAUAUCAAAUGCUUCAGAAGCAUUAGACCAAAUUCCAGCUCCAUCCAGUGACUUCUCCACCCUCUACGCACAUUUUGCUAAUAAGGGUCUUAAUCUAAAAGACCUUGUUUUGUUAUCUGGUGCUCAUACUAUUGGUAUUUCGCAUUGCCCGUCGUUCGCAAACCGUCUCUACAAUUUCACGGGCGUGGGGGACGGGGAUCCGUCGCUAGACAGUGAGUAUGCAGCCAAUCUCAAAGCCAAGAAAUGCAAAUCCAUCAAUUCCACGACGAAAGUGGAGAUGGAUCCAGGAAGUUUUAGGACGUUCGACCUUAGCUACUACACACUUGUGCUUAAGCGAAGGGGUUUAUUCGAGUCCGAUGCAGCACUGCUGACUGACCCCAGAACGAGAUCAAUUAUUACUCAACUCGUGCAGGGAUCUAUCGAGAAUUUCUAUCAAGAAUUUGCAAGUUCGAUGGAGAAAAUGGGUAAAAUUGAGGUUAAAACUGGUAGUUUUGGUGAAAUUCGGAAACAUUGUGCUGUCGUAAAUUAA